Molecule: messenger RNA, 3772 nt
Organism: Poecile atricapillus (Black-capped chickadee)
Lineage: Eukaryota; Metazoa; Chordata; Aves; Passeriformes; Paridae
Gene: DBNL
Product: drebrin like
Exons: 14
Coding region: 39-1430 (463 amino acids)
Biological process (GO): neuron projection morphogenesis; postsynaptic actin cytoskeleton organization; positive regulation of dendritic spine morphogenesis
Cellular component (GO): plasma membrane; lamellipodium; postsynaptic membrane
Molecular function (GO): actin filament binding
Source: RefSeq, a predicted model, not a curated record
GGCCGGAGGCGGGGCCGGCGGGCGGAGCGGGCGCGGCCAUGGCGCUGAACCUGGCCAAGAACGGGCGGGCGCUGCAGGAGGCCUACGGGAGCGUGGUGGCCGCGGGGAGCCCCACGGACUGGGCUCUGUUCACCUAUGAAGGCAACAGCAAUGAUCUACGGGUGGCCGGCUCCGGAGAUGGGGGGCUGGAGGAGAUGGUGGAGGAGCUCAACAGUGGGAAGGUGAUGUACGGCUUCUGCCGCGUGAAGGAUCCCAACUCUGGGCUGCCCAAAUAUGUCCUUGUCAACUGGACAGGUGAAGGUGUCAAUGACGUGCGGAAAGGAGCCUGCGCCAACCACGUCAGCACUGUGGCCAACUUCCUGAAGGGGGCUCAUGUCACCAUCAAUGCCCGGGCAGAGGAGGAUGUGGAGCCUGAACUCAUCAUGGAGAAGGUGGCCAAGGCCUCUGGGGCCAACUACAGCUUCCACAAGGAGAGCAGCAAGUUCCAGGACUCAGGGCCCCAGGCUCCUGUGGGCUCUGUGUACCAGAAGACGAAUGCGAUGUCUGAAAUCAAACGGGUCAAUAAGGAUAAUUUCUGGGCCAAAGCAGAGAAGGAUGAGGAGAACCGUCGGCUGGAGGAGAAGAGGAGGGCGGAGGAAGAGCGACAGCGGCUGGAGCGGGAGCAGCGGGAGCGGGAGCUGCAGGAGGCAGCGGGGCGGGAGCAGAUGUUUAAAGCCAGAUCCAGUGAAAUUGAAGCCCAGAAGAGACUCCAGCAGCAACAGGAGGCUGAGAACAGGGACAGGGAGCAGCAGCAAUGGAAGGAGCAGGCUGAGGAGACGUGGCAGCGGAAGGGCGUCAAGAGAAGCGAGUCGGUGGAGAAAGCCCAGGAGGCUGCCACGCUGAUCGCACAGAGAGCUGUGAACCCCCGUGACAUCUUCAAGCAAAGGGAGAAAGCGGGGCCAGGCGAUGCGGGGAUGCCAACACAGCCAGGGAAGCUCCGCAGCCCAUUCCUGCAGAAGGAGAUGAACUCUGUGCCCGGUCCUGCCUCCCCCAGCCGGGAUGUUUGGGGGUCCUUGCCAGCCUCCCCGGUACCUGUAGCUGGACGAGACUCUGGAUACAACUCUGGUGUCCCAGGGUCCCACAUGGAAGAGAAUCUGUAUGAGGAGCCUCCAGAGCCCUUGGCCCUCUAUGAGGAGCCGCCCCGGGAACAAGUUGACAAUGCCAAAUAUGACUACAGGGUGGAGUACCAGGAGCCACCGGACCUGGCGGGGAAGGGGCUCUGUGCACGAGCACUCUAUGACUACCAGGCUGCUGAUGACACCGAGAUCUCCUUUGAUCCUGAGAACAUCAUCACCAACAUCGAGAUGAUCGAUGAGGGCUGGUGGCGCGGCUACGGCCCCGACGGCCACUUCGGGAUGUUCCCCGCCAACUACGUGGAACUGAUAGAGUAGGGGAACUGGUGGGGAUCUGAUGGGGGGGCUCCAGACCCCCCGAGACCACUCAGCUCCUGCCUGAUUCUUCCAAACGACACGUGGCUUUUUCUUCUUCUCUAUUUCUUUCUCUCUCUCAGUGAAAUGCCAUUCCCCAGUCCCUCGGCAGUGGGGACCCGCAGGCACUGCUCCCCUGUCCCCCAUAGCUGCCCUUGAGUGGGUGAAGGAAGGGUCCCAUCCCACCCUGAGCCCACAGUGCUGCUCUCCGCCCCCUCCCUUGGCUUUGGAGUGGGAAGGAGGGCGUGACAAAUCCCUCACAGGAAUUUUCAGGGAACAAAUGAUCUCCCCCCUGUGCUCCCUCCCACCCCGUGACCUUGGACCUGCUGCAGCCACACUGGAGAAGCCACUUUCCCAAUUUUAUUUCAUCGGAAAAGCUCAUCAGAAUAAUUUUAGAAUCCUGCAGGGUCUGACAUAACCAGGAGACGUGAAUCCUGGCUCUGUUCCCCACCAUCCUGAGCACACUGAGCUCACCACUCUGUGAUCCUGUGUUUUCCUCCCCGCUGUUCCCUUCUCUUACCCCAAACAUCCUCCGGGGAUUUGAAUUGGGAGUGAAUAACCUCCCCUGCAGCGCAGAUCCAGCCUGGCCAAGUGUGUGGGACCACCCUCCCCAGCCCCCCAAACUCACUGUGAACAAGGAAAAGCCCAGCCCAGCCCUUCCCCAAUACAGAGUUUCCCACCCUGGUGUCACUUCAGGAAUAGAAGGACAGAAAGGGUUGGGGCAUCGGGGGGGUCCCAGCUCACCCACCCCUCCUUCAGGUGCUGGGGGACAUGGUGACUUCUCUGAGUCCCUCCCCUCGGGCCAUCCCCAGCUACAAUAAAAGGGCUUUUCUUUGGUGAUGGAUGUAGCAGGAUCCUGGUGGGAAUUGAAGAGGAAUGCCAGGGGUUUGGUGUCCAUAAUGCCAGACGUGUUAUCACACUAGGUUGUUGUGAGCAGCGGCCAAGGAGGGGGUAAUUAGGUAUAUAAUUAGUCUCAACACUAAUUAUCUGGGUCUAAUGAGGGAGGAAGCAGCCUGCAGUGGUUGGGGUCCUGGGUGGAGAGGGGCUUUGUGGCUGUGGCUGGUGGCACUGGUGGUUUGAGAGCACUGGGGAUAUUGGGGGUGCAGGGACUGUGGAGAGAGCAGAGGGUGGACAUGGAGCUAUAGUGGAGAUUUGGGAACAUGAGGGAUCUGGGGACAUGGGGGACCCAUGGUGGCAGCCAGAUGGGUGCCACAGGCCAUCUCCCACCCUUCCCAAACACUGGGGGUCAGGUGCUCACACAAGGACCUGGGGACAUCAUGUGGCCGUGGGACAGAGCACUGGUGACACAGGCGGCCCUGCCGUGUGCCACGUGGGGUGGCAUCACACCAGGGUGCUGCAGACACUUCAUCCCCUGCACUGGCAUUGCCCUGUCCUGUCUGAGUCCCCUCAUACCUCCCCAUCCCCAGGGCUGGCACCACACCUAUCAGGACAUGGCACUGUCCCUUUAUUCACCAGGACCAGGGUGCAGGGGUAGAUGUGUGGGCACAGGCAGUGUGGGCACGGGGUGGGCACGGUGUGCCACAGCCACAUGCAAGAAGGUGGCAAAGCUGCAGCAGCAGUGUGGGGGAGCAGUGGCUUGUGGGGAUGGCAUGGGCUUGGGAUGGUGUAGGGAUAGGGAUGGAGACAAGCAUGGGGUGGGCAAAGGAAUUGGGAUGAUGAGAUGGCACAGGCAGGGGGAAGUAGACCAUGAAGAGGUUGGACUCAUUGCCCUGCACCUCGUGGUGGGGGACAGGGCACUCGGCCAGAGGUGGAGAGGAGGGUGCAGGUGCCCUGCUAGUCCUGCAAGAAGUAUUGUAUUGUAAUGUAUGUAUUGUACUCAGGGCUGUACUGGGGGAGCCAUAACAGGCUGGGGAGGCUGGAGUGGGAGUGGGAGUGGAACUGGAAGUGGGGGGCCAUUCCUGGGGGCUGCAUGGGGUGGAUUAGGGGCUGCAGCAAAGGCUCGCUGGGCUGCACUGGGAGGUGCAGGUGGCGCCCCCAGUUCCCGGCAGGCCACAGCAUUGCUGGACAGUGAGUCAUGCUUGGGGGGGCUACGCGUGUGACGAGGGGGGGUCACGCAUGUGACGAUCGCUGGCGGCCUGAGCUGCCACGUGGCCCUGCCACCACUUCAGCCCGGGGAGCCUGCGGGGCCCGGGCGGGUGGGGGACACCCCGUGCACCCCCCCAGCGCCCCAGGGAGCACCCUGGGCAUGCACACCCCAGCCUGAACCUCAACCCUGCAAGCAGGGGGUCUUUUUGGGGGGGGUGUCACGUAUGUGUAAUGUGUGUGCAGUGUGAGCAUGUGCACUG